This is a messenger RNA of Helicoverpa armigera (cotton bollworm), 1262 nucleotides long. RefSeq lists its product as uncharacterized. The transcript has a single exon. Gene Ontology annotation, cellular component: membrane. NCBI's taxonomy places the organism in Eukaryota, Metazoa, Arthropoda, Insecta, Lepidoptera, Noctuidae. Gene Ontology annotation, biological process: sensory perception of taste. The record is from RefSeq and is a predicted model, not a curated record. The coding region runs from base 45 to 1262 and encodes 405 amino acids.
AAUAAAUAAAUAUAACCGAAGCAAAUAAACAUAAUACAUAAAGCAUGGAGCCUAUAGACAAAACUGAAAUAAGAAAUAGAGCUGCUAAAAUCCUGCAUACUUUAAAACCUAUAACGAUAUUCGAAAACCUCUAUGGAAUAUUUAAAUUCAAUCUUGUAAAUGGAGUCUUGCGGCCACCCAAUUGGAAAUUGAAAACUGUUGCAGUGAUCUACAUGUCCAUAUUCUGUUAUUUAUAUGUUGUUAAACACUAUAGUGAUCAGUUUGUCGAGAGCACAACAAAAUGGAGUAGAGAGUACAUUAUGAAGCAGGUGCCUGCCUGGUUUGUGCUCAUCCAAUACGUUGUCUCGUGUCUCAAAGCGACCUUCCCAGACAAGUCCAAAUCAGAUAUACACAUCAUAAAAACAUUUGCAGAAUUGGACUGUUUGCUGCAUUUUGAAACUUUAAAUAGAUUUUACGCGAAAUCACGUUCUCGAACAAAUAUACUCGUAUUAUUUCUACUUAUUUAUCAUUUAUUAAAUUUUGUUUUAGACAUUUUCAGUGACUACGAUUACCCGAGAGUAUUUCUCGAAGCUCACAUCUAUUUAGUUCAAAAACUACAAAUUGUUGGCUUUUUUAGACUAAUGUCUAUGGUAACGCAAAGGUUGGACAUCAUUAAUGGGUGUUUGAAUAAAUUUAUCCUCGAACAAGAACGGGCAAAUACGACAGUUUUCAGUAUCACUGAAAGGCAAAAAAGAAUGAAGGACAAGUUUAAUUUUAUUGGACAUCCUUCAGAAAGCAACGUGCAGAUACGAAACUUGGCGUUGAUGUACAACAUUAUUGGGAAGCAAUGCUGCAUGAUCAAUGAACUUCACAACUUUAAAUUCUUCAUGAUUCUCCUGGCUGCGUUUGGUUACGUAGUUGUCACUAUCUGGACGGCACUGUCGUACUACCAGACACAACAAUUUAAUGCUACCGGCAUCGUCAUCAUAGCAAUUUGGUGUUUGAGUACGAUUUGCAAUUUGACGGCUAUGGCAUGGGCUUGUGAAGCAUUGCGUCGAGAACGCAGAAAAACGAAAAUUUCAGUAAAUAUGAUAGUAAUGGACUAUAGUCUGCCGAAAACUAUGAGGGUGCAAGCGAAAGCAUUCAUGGAACUCAUAGAAGCCUGGCCGUUACGUAUCUGCAUCUAUGAUAUAUUCUCUAUAGAUAUUACCUUAUUGUUAAAGUUUAUUAGCGUGUCUACAACCUAUUUAAUUGUCCUUAUUCAAAUAUAUCAUUUAAUUUAG